AUGCCAGCUUUGGGUCUGAACACGGGAGCGCCGCUCAGGAAGUGGGUGCAAAAAGAUGCACCUGGCUAUGCUUUUGGCUUCACAGCAACGCCAAGUGACCUCGCGAGGGCGCAGCCAAGCGCCGCGGAAGCUAAGGCAGGGAGUAUCGAACGGCUGGAAAAGAGGGGGAAGGGGAAAAUGAAAGCAGGGGGAGCGAGCCCCGGGGAACCUAGCUCAGGAGAGCAGAGCCCGGAGGAGCCCACCGAGCCGCCCCUGGGCCCCGACGUCUCGCUCAGACUUUCCGCGGAGACCGUGACCCUGGCUGCUUUCGCUCUCAGUUUGUUCGCCCUUUCGUGCUCUGUCCUCCCGCCUCUGAGGAUCGCAAACUUGCCCCUUCCUGACGCCGUUCUUCUCCACAUAUUGCUGACGUCAAACGCCAUCUACCUCGAAUGGGCGGCGCUGCAAUCAUUCAAGAACGGCACAGCUACGACGGGCAGGCUGCUGACGCGGCACCCGGGGCUUCCCCCCGACUGGCACAUGUUAUCCGACCCCAAAACUCAACUCGGGGGACUCCUGCAGCCAGUCGUGACGAUCGGGCUGUACUUGAGCACAGUCGUAACGGUCUACUGCUUCUCGCGCGGUCUCUACGGGGGCCAACUAGGUGUGGGGACGAGUUUCUUCCUCUCGGCGGCUUUCCUCACGCUUCCACAGCCGCUGCUCCUCCUAGUUAUUGCGCUCAGUUCACGGCCUUCCUUCCUGAACGGAAUUGUUGCCGCUCGGUGCGAGUCAGCUCUCUGCGUCACGCUCCUCAUCAGUGUUCUCCCCGGGCUCUUCUCCACCCUCGGAACAAUCCACCGGGCUGCCGAAGCGCGCCUGCCUCGUUGCCGUCUUCCCUGGAACUGCGAGUGUUUCCUGCGACUCCUGGUCGCUCUUUGCCCCGCCCUCAGUUCGAGGCUCCACCCCUACGCCCUCAGACUGGACUACGCCCGGGUGGCGCUUCUCCCGCUACCCUAUAGUGUUCCCCUUCCGGUGCCCGUACCACGCUGGGAACUCUUGAAGUCUUCCUGGAGAGCGCUUUUGUACGCCGCGCCGAUGGUACUCCCCCUGGCGCGGCUGCUCGCGGCCGCGCCGAUGGGUUUACCAGCGCGCACAUUUUGCACCCUGGUUGUUUGGUCGAGGCCGGUGCAGAUCAGUGCGUGUGUCUCGGCCGUCACUUUUCUGCUCGGGCGACAGAGGGCGGCGUACGAGGUCGCUUUGGAGGAGAAGAACAAGGAAGAAGAUGCGGAGGUCGAGACCUUGGACAAAAUGCUGCUUCAGGAGUUUGACAGCAGGAUGCUGGAUCACACAUAA
Klebsormidium nitens is the source of this 1329-nucleotide messenger RNA. The record is from the annotation of a GenBank genome assembly. NCBI's taxonomy places the organism in Eukaryota, Viridiplantae, Streptophyta, Klebsormidiophyceae, Klebsormidiales, Klebsormidiaceae.